AUGUCGGGCGGAAACAUUCGAGGAUUUAGCUACUUGGAGAACCUCCCUCCAAUAACGUUCCGCCGCCUGUACCAGCAGCCCGCAACCUCCCUUGCCAUCUUCCGCCGCAUGCUCCCAAAUCUAGCCAAAGUGAUAGUGACCACCCUCCUCUACAACGACAAGCCCAUCCCCCUGGCGGACCUCGAAGCGCUGAUCCGGCCUGAAUCACACCGCCAGCGCGAAGACGCCUUCAGCAAGCUGCGGCGGCUGCACAUCAUCGCCGAGGCUGCGGACGGCAUCAGUCUCGACCCCGUGUUCAAGAAGAACUUCCGCCUGGCGCUCACCGGCGGCGGGUCGCACCACUCGUUUGGCGUGCCGUGCAACACGCCCGACAAGAAGAACGUUACGGUGGCCUUCCUCGACGAGUAUGCGCAGAAGAAGUUUGAGAGCAUCCUGCACUUCAUGGUGGGCACGCACAACGACACGAAGCCCGGCGACGGCGUCAUUGAGCUGCUGUGUAUCGGGAAGCUGAUGGAGCGGCAAGGCAAGGGCACCCAGGCAACAAUCACAAAGAACGGCUUCUCCUUCCUCCUCCAGGAAGGAAACUCCCAGAUCUGGGCGCUGCUGAUCCAGUACCUGGACUACGCCGAGGACCUCAAGAUGGAGAAGACGGACGUGCUGCACUUCUUCCUGAUGCUCGGAUCGCUGGAGCUCGGGCAGGCGUACGCCAUCAAGACGCUCACGCUCACGCAGCGCACGAUGCUCACGGACAUGCGCGACUACGGAAUCGUGUACCAGCGCAAGGCAUCGUCGGACCGCUUCUACCCCACGCGCCUGGCGACGACACUGACGAGUGAGAGCGGCGGACUGCGUAGUGCCAGUCAGACGAUGGACGUGGCGACGGGCGCGGAUAAGGCGGAUGAUGAAGGGAAGGGAUUUGUCAUUGUGGAAACGAACUAUCGCGUUUAUGCCUACACCAACUCCCCCCUCCAAAUCGCCGUCCUAAACCUCUUCGUCCGCCUCACCACCCGCUUCCCCAACCUCGUCUCGGGGCGCAUCUCGCGCCACUCCAUCCAGGAGGCCAUCAAGAUGGGCAUCACGGCCGACCAGAUCAUCAGCUACCUAACCGUGCACGCGCACCCGCAGAUGCGCAAGAACCUCGUCAUCCUCCCGCCCACCGUCGUCGACCAGAUCCGGCUGUGGCAGAUUGAGGGCGAGCGCAUGAAGGCCACGCAGGGCUUCCUGUUUAAGGACUUUACGACGGCGCAGGACUUUGAGGAUGUGGCGAGGUAUGCGGGCGAGCUGGGCGUGCUGAAGUGGAAGAGUGUGCAGAAGAGGUGCAUGUUUGUGACGAGGCAUGAGCAGAUUGCAGAGUGGUUGAAGAGGAGGGCGGCGGGGGGGAAGAGGUAG
Molecule: messenger RNA, 1389 nt
Organism: Morchella importuna
Lineage: Eukaryota; Fungi; Ascomycota; Pezizomycetes; Pezizales; Morchellaceae
Exons: 6
Coding region: 1-1389 (462 amino acids)
Biological process (GO): nucleotide-excision repair
Cellular component (GO): transcription factor TFIIH holo complex; transcription factor TFIIH core complex
Molecular function (GO): ATPase activator activity; double-stranded DNA binding
Source: RefSeq, a predicted model, not a curated record